This is a messenger RNA of Pieris napi, 900 nucleotides long. RefSeq lists its product as uncharacterized. The record is from RefSeq and is a predicted model, not a curated record. Bases 121 to 795 code for a protein of 224 amino acids. The transcript has a single exon. Lineage: Eukaryota; Metazoa; Arthropoda; Insecta; Lepidoptera; Pieridae.
ACAUGCUAAGAGGUUAUAAUAAGAUUCGGUGAAUGUUUAUUAAAUAUCAUCAAAAUAAUAAAUGAAAAGCUUUCUCUAGUUGUACCUUUAGAAGAAAGUUAACAAAUAACAUUAGAAAAAAUGCGUAAAAUUAAGAAAAAUAAGGAAAAGAACACUCAAAGUGAAAUAAUUAAAGAUAAUGAAAUAGUAGAUACCUCUACUAAUGAAAUCGAGGACAAUGCGAAAACUGUCCUCAAAAGUGAAGACUAUCGUAAUAAGAGACCUUUAGAAGAUCAUGACUCUGAUAGUGGUUCAGAAGUAAAGUCUAAGAAACCUAAGAAAAAGAAGAAACAGGUUGCACCAGUUGAAGAAACUACAGAAAAUGGAAAGAAACAAAAAAAGUCAAUACGUCAGAUGAAGAAAGAACGGCAUGCACAGAGACAGGCUGAAGUUGAAUUGGCAGCUAAAGACCAACUGAAAUCGCAAUGCCUUAAUUAUUUGUCACAGUGGAAGCAUAACAAGCAAAAUUGGAAGUUUAUGAAAGCUAAACAAGUUUGGCUUUACAAAAAUAAAUUUUCAAAACAACUAUUACCUGAGAAUUCAUGGCCCCUUCUAUUGGAGUACUUUGAAUCAUCUCAAGGCAAUAUAAGAAAAAUGUUACUUGAUGAUGCAAAUAAAAUAAUAAAACAAAUGGAUGACUGGACAGAGUCUCAAGGUAAAAACAGUGACAAUGAAACAGAUGAAACAAAUUCAAAUAAACCAGAUGAUGUUACUUAUAAUAGAGCAAGAAAUUUAAUACAAUGUUUACAAGAAUGAAACAACUGUUUUAUUCAAAAUCUAUUAUUUUAACUAAUAACUGUAACAACAAUAACAUUAUAAUAUGAAUUAUUAAGUGUUAGAAUAUAAGAGGUAUUAAUUAGA